Prunus armeniaca (apricot) is the source of this 1011-nucleotide messenger RNA. NCBI's taxonomy places the organism in Eukaryota, Viridiplantae, Streptophyta, Magnoliopsida, Rosales, Rosaceae. The record is from the annotation of a GenBank genome assembly.
AUGGAAGAUGCCCCAACCUUAGUUUCAGGCUGGGCAUGGCUUCCAAGCAACAUUCUGGAUUUGAUUCUAGAAAAGUUGAUCCCAACGUCUAACUAUAUCCGAUUUAGUGAGGUUUGCAAGCAUUGGCAAUCAGUCGCUUUACAUCGCAAGAAGCAACGCAUCAAAUCAUGUCACAAGCAGAUUCCUAUGCUCAUAAUUCCCACCAUAGACAGUAGCAGUGAAAGGCGUGGCUUGUAUAGUGUGACACAAGGUAAGACUUGUAGCUUUGAGUUGAACGUGUAUUACAGGUGUACCAUUAGCCUUCCACCAGUCCCCAAAUCCACUUGGAGAUCGACGGUAGCUUAUAGAUGUGAUUACUACAUUAAUAAAGUUGAAUUGUCUGCAGACCCUUCUUUUCUUCCUAAUGACUAUGAAGUAUUGGUCAUCUAUGAUGGCUAUGGGAAACAAAUAGCCCAUUUUAAGUCAGGGGACGAUGCUUGGACUAGCAUAGAUCAAUUGAUCGGAUUCGAUGAUGUAAUUUACAAUAAAGGCCAGUUUCUAGGUGUUAGUUUGGGUGGUAGUGUUUUUUCGAUGAAUGUUAGCAGGGAUCAAACUACCGAACCCCAUGUAAGCUUACUUGUGCCAAUGGAUCCAGACACUGACAAUAAAUCAUACCUUGUGCAAUCAUCCAAGGGAGAUCUUUUGCUGACUCUGAGCUUCAAGGUUUUUAAGCUGUUCAGUGCUCAUGGGGAGAGACCCCAAUGGGUUGAGAUUGAAAGUAUUGGAAAUGAAGCUCUGUUUUUGGGUACCAAUCAAUCCAUUUGUGUCUCUGCGCUGGACUUUCCAGGUUGUCAGCCAAAUUCCUUAUACUUCACUGAUGAUUGUGUGGAUGUGGAAUACCAUAAACCUAAAGGGCCUCAUGACAUGGGUACCUUCGACUUGGAAAAGAGAAGCAUGGGAACACAUUACUGCUUGGAUCGUUCGCAGAAGCACGUGCCACCAACAAUUUGGAUCUUGCCCUCUAUGGUGUGA